CCGGAAACGGAAGCCCGAGAAAGUUCUAGCGGCUUGAGGCAGCGGCGGGAGCAGCCGUGUGGCGGGAGGAGCCGUUAAGCGAAGGCGUUGCGGCUCCAGCGUGCUCACGAUGACCACGUCCCAAAAGCACCGAGACUUCGUGGCCGAGCCCAUGGGGGAGAAGCCCGUGGGGAGCCUGGCCGGCAUCGGCGAAGUCCUGGGCAAGAAGCUGGAGGAAAGGGGCUUUGACAAGGCCUAUGUGGUCCUCGGCCAGUUCCUGGUGCUGAAGAAGGAUGAAGACCUCUUCCGGGAGUGGCUGAAGGACACCUGCGGCGCCAACGCCAAGCAGUCCCGGGACUGCUUCGGGUGCCUGCGCGAGUGGUGCGACGCCUUUUUGUGAUGCUCUUGGGAGGCCCCAGCCUCGAGUCUCGACUCUGCGGCCGACGGGGCCUCCUUCCCCAGCCUCCGCGACGGGAGACGUUGCUGUUGUCCGCUCACUUCCGGUGUGCUCCAGGAUCUUUGGGGGGUUCUCUCCCGUCACCAGGCGACUUGCUGGGGGUUCUCGCUCUUGCAUGCCUCCCCCUCCUCCUGCCAGUUUCACGUUGACAACGACCAGCUUUUCUGAGUGGAUUCCCGGCCCCUCCCCUCACCCCCGCCCUCACUUUCGGUCUGUUAGGUGCCUGUCACUGGCCUUUUAAUGUUUUUUCAAUCAAUAAAGUCAGUGGCCUUGA
Messenger RNA from Sorex fumeus (smoky shrew), 710 nucleotides. RefSeq names its product BAF nuclear assembly factor 1 (gene BANF1). The record is from RefSeq and is a predicted model, not a curated record. Gene Ontology annotation, molecular function: DNA binding. The transcript is spliced from 3 exons. The coding region runs from base 110 to 379 and encodes 89 amino acids. NCBI's taxonomy places the organism in Eukaryota, Metazoa, Chordata, Mammalia, Eulipotyphla, Soricidae.